ACUGAGUGAGACACACACACUGGAGACAAGAGUGAUUUGAAAAAAUCUGCAAAGAGUUCUUCUGAAUUGCGAGAUUCCACUUCGAAGGUUCAUUCUCAGCCUGUUCCACACAAAAGUGAGAAACAUGUCAUCGUGGCCCGACUCAGACACCUGUGGUGCAACAGUCACACUGACACCACCUGAGGUUCAGGCAGGUCAAACCCUAAUAGGCCUCUCGAAUUACUCUGUGAUGGAGUUUAUUGGUGAAGGAUGCUUUGGCAAAGUGGCCAAGUGCAAAAAUCUGGACACCAAGGAAACAGUGGCAGUCAAGAUCUUAAAGAAACACACGGAUAUGGACAAAGAGAUAUCAAUGUUAAACAGCAUCAGUGUCCUGGACUCAGACCUCAGUAAUUUGGUUAAGUUCUUUGAGCAGUUUGAGCGCAUGGGACAGACCUGUCUCGUAUUUGAGAUGCUGGACAGGAGUCUCUACGACCUGCUCAAGGACAGAGACUGGGAGCCACUGUUUGUGAAUGAGAUCCGCCCCAUUGCAAAGCAGCUGCUGGUGGCCUUGGAUGUUCUGAAUGAUAUCGAUAUCCUGCACACAGAUCUGAAACCAGACAACGUAAUGUGUGUCAAUGUACAGGACCAGCCUCUCAGAGUCAAAUUAAUUGACUUUGGUCAAGCCAUUCCAUGCUCUGACGCCCGGCUUGGACUGGAAAUUCAGCCGAUUGGGUACAGGGCUCCAGAAGUUGCCCUCGGCCUCCCCUUCAACCAUGCUAUAGAUGUGUGGGGACUUGGCUGCAUCCUGGCCACCCUCUACCUCGCAGACAAUCUCUUUGAUGUUAACUGCGACUAUCAGAUGAUGAAGUCCAUGGUUGAGGUUUUGGGUCUGCCUGAGAACCACUUGCUCUCUUGUGGUGGAUACACCAAAUACUUUUUCAUUGAGGAGGAUGCUGCAGGUGGAUGGAGAUGGAGACUGAUGACACCAGAGGAGUUUACUUGCGCUAACAACAUGCAAGUGCAAGAGAGGGGCAGCUACAUUGACCCACCCAGCUCUCUGGAGGACCUGCUUUAUAUCUAUGGCAAAGAGGAGGCCGCUGAAUUUGAAGAUAGGAAGGCUUUUGUGGACAUGCUGAAACAUCUGCUGUAUCUUGACAGUAAUGACAGAAUUUCACCCCAUGAAGCUCUGCAGCACCCUUUCAUCACAAUGUCCCACCUGACUGAGCUCCCUGACCGUGGAGACUAUGUGGUCACCUCCCAGUCACUGAUGAGCAUCUGCCCAGUGGAGGAGUCAGCAGACAGGGUCAACACCUCCAUAGCAUCUCAGCAUAAUCAGGGGUCAGCUCUAGGCUGUCCUGUUGGAAGUACUGGGAACGCUAGUACCAUUAAUGUCUGUCUAGGAACCUGGCCAUUUAGUGGACCAGAUACCAGCAUCUGUUGUAAAGAUGGAUCUGUAGUUUCCUGGAAUUCAAAUGGAGCCUCUGGAGACUUAAGUGAAAAAGCCCUAGUUCCGGUGUCAUCUGAUGGAGGUAAAGAUUAUCUCACUGCCUGGUAUUCCGACGGACCACAUCCCUGCUCCUAUGAUGAUAAUCCAGUUGCUUGGUCUUCUGAUGGAACUAAAGCAACAGACUCUCUAGGACCACUGAAGGCUCUUUGCAAUUUCUUCCACAUCAUUGGAGCUGCCUUUGGAUGCUGUUGGUCCGACUCUGUGGAGGACUGAUUUUCUUUUAUUUGAUUGUGAUUUCUUUUUCUUUUCAUGUACUCAUUUAUUCCACUUUCAUUCAUGGUGGAAAAUGGCAUGUGGGAAAUAAA
Messenger RNA from Mugil cephalus (flathead mullet), 1791 nucleotides. RefSeq names its product homeodomain-interacting protein kinase 1-like. The transcript is spliced from 9 exons. Gene Ontology annotation, molecular function: transcription coactivator activity; transcription corepressor activity; SMAD binding. Gene Ontology annotation, biological process: peptidyl-threonine phosphorylation; peptidyl-serine phosphorylation; smoothened signaling pathway. The record is from RefSeq and is a predicted model, not a curated record. NCBI's taxonomy places the organism in Eukaryota, Metazoa, Chordata, Actinopteri, Mugiliformes, Mugilidae. Gene Ontology annotation, cellular component: PML body; nucleus; cytoplasm. The coding region runs from base 125 to 1699 and encodes 524 amino acids.